Messenger RNA from Lymnaea stagnalis (great pond snail), 2548 nucleotides. The record is from the annotation of a GenBank genome assembly. Lineage: Eukaryota; Metazoa; Mollusca; Gastropoda; Lymnaeidae.
CUGUGAUAGUGAUAAUCAAGUUUCAAUGUCCAGGAGGAGAAUAAUAAACCGUUUAAACGUGAUAAUAAAAUAUCAAAAUUAAAUUUAAAAGAAAUAGGUUAUAAUGUUAUAGCAAAUGCACUUCUUGAUAACAGUGGAAUCUAAAUACUUAUCUUGUAAAAUAAAUAUACUUUACAUACGUUAAAUAAUAGUAGUAGAGAACAAUUUUAUUUCUACUAACUUAUUAAGAGUUGAGUAAGUAAAAACUCAUAGGCAGAAGCUAAGACGUAAUUACUUGUUUAAACUAAGUCUAAUAAUAGUAACUUCUUAAUAAGCCAUCUGCUUGAUUGCCAGGCGGAGUAGUAGCACGGUGAAUGUGUUCAAAAGAAUAAAAUUUAAUCUCUACACCUAUUUUUAUCACUACUACCAUACUUUUACAAACUAGCUGUUAUUCGUCAUUAAUUUACUACUGCCUGCAUUUGACUCCUUGGUGGUUGAUUUAUUUCAAGUCAAUAAGUAUAAUAAUAUUCUUAUUAAUGAUUAUGACCAGUGUGGCAUUACUAGAGUUAGAGCCAUCCAAUGCGGUAAACUAAUGGUGUCACACCCCUCCCCCCUUUUUACACCAAGGAUCCCCUGUUGGGAUGAUACCCUGUUCUGGUGACAACCUGCUCUGGUGGAAGCCUGGUUUGAUGACACCUGCUAUGGUGGCACCGUUUUCUCGCUGUGAACAGUUUUGGUUCUUUUGUAUAACUUGAUCUGCUAUGAAACUGACAUGAGCAAGCACUGUCAAAUUUGCGAUUUUCCAUUUGGCUUCAACCCCUGGUAGGGUGUCAACCAGUGCGAUCUGCAAAUCCUAGUGACACUAAUGAUAAUGGCCAUUCCUUGGAUGCCUAUAUGUUACAAGUGAACUGUGAAAUUUGAAUGUCUGCCUAAGACCAGUGUUUCCUAACUCACAUUCCUACAAAUUGUUUGACUGUCUCAUACUGGUACCCAUUAAAAGAGUAUCAAUGCAUUAUAAAAUUAGAAGGGAAAAAAAAACAGACUUACAUUACUUAUUAUAUUUUGUAUCAAAUGUAACCAAAUGAAAUCAUAUUUGUAUUUUCAGACCCUACUUUGAUUCAUCAAUGGUCUUUAUAAGCUGAUGAUGGCGGAGCUAGAUGCCGAACUUCAUUCCAUGCUAUUAUACUACGGCAUUCCCUCAAUAAUUCUAUGUUACAUAGUAUAUCAAACAUUCAGUUUGAGAAGAGCAAAACUUAGGGUUGAAGCAUUCUUUUUUAAUCUUAUUUGUGGAUGGGUUCACAGAAAAUUUUGCAAUAAAGAGAAGACAUUACUGUUUGAUCAACUUCAACAUUUAAAACAACAGUCACCCAACAGAACUUUUAAAGUUUUGGAAAUAGGUGUUGGAAGUGGUAUGAACUUCAAAUAUUAUCCUAGAGGGACAGAAGUAACAUGUGUUGAUCCCAAUCCCUUUCAUGAGCAGUACGUGAUUAAGAAUUUGAGAAAAGCUCAAAAAAACUUAAAACUUGUCAGUUUUAUCAAAGGAUUUGCAGAGAAUAUGCCACAGGUGGAAAGCAAUGCAUAUGACGUUGUCUUAUGCACACUGACACUCUGUUCUGUUCGACAACCAGCAGCAGUUCUUCAAGAGGUUAAACGCGUUCUGAAACCAGUAAGUAUUUUUAUGAUUAUAUAUAUUUUUCUGCAUUUUAAAAAUUAAACAUUUAUUUUUAAGAAUUAAUAGCAAGAGGCAAUGAAUAUGAACAUUCUGACAAAAUGUGUUCAAAUAUCAAUCAAUACCUUUAGUCUUGCAAUGACUGAAUGAGCUCUGAAACUAUUUAAAUACCAUAUAUCUAAUCAUCCUAAUUCCUAAAACUACCAGACAAAAGGAACUUUUGUGAUCAACUCUGAAUCUGUAGAUUUAAAAAAAAAAAUUGUUUAUACAAAAACAUUUUACAUUAUCAAAUUUCUGGGUUUUUUUUAAUGCUAAUAAUUAUAAUUGUUCCUUAACAGAAUAUAAUGAUGAUUUUAUUUAAAGAACAUUCUUGUAAUCCAGUUCAGUAGGAUGUUUGUUAAAAAUGUAAAGCUUGCAACAGGAAGAUAAUGAUAAAGCAACAACAAGUGCAUUUUAGUUUUAAAAUUAUGACCUGUUAAGAUGUGCAUUGAUUUAAUAUUUUUAAAAAUUGUAAUACUUUUUUUCUUUCCUAUUCCUAGGGAGGAGCAUUUUUUUAUUUGGAACAUGUUGCUGCACAGAAGGGGUCCUUCAUUCGAAGGGUACAAGACAAACUCCAAUAUAUUUGGCCCAAAUUCAGUGGUGGUUGUAAUAUUAACAGGGAGACAUGGACAUUUUUGGAUAAAUCAGGAUUUACAUAUGUUGAUUACAGUCAUUACUCUGUCAAUACUUGGUUGGCUUUCUUUGCUAGGCCUUGCUUGUAUGGAUCAGCAACAAAAUAAAAUAAAUUUUCAUAGCAUUUAAAUUAUGUGGGAAUUAGUAAUUUGAUAUCUCUUAUUUCAAAUGACUAAAGUGCAUUCCAUUCAGAUGAUUCAAAUUAAUUAAUUAUAUUUUGCAAUGCAG